Messenger RNA from Sinocyclocheilus rhinocerous, 1067 nucleotides. RefSeq names its product stonustoxin subunit beta-like. The record is from RefSeq and is a predicted model, not a curated record. The transcript is spliced from 3 exons. Bases 7 to 726 code for a protein of 239 amino acids. NCBI's taxonomy places the organism in Eukaryota, Metazoa, Chordata, Actinopteri, Cypriniformes, Cyprinidae. Gene Ontology annotation, molecular function: protein binding.
GGCUGUAUGGUGACAGAGGAAGGCUGUGGUUAUUUGUCUUCAGCUCUGAGUUCAAACCCCUCACACCUGAGAGAGCUGGAUCUGAGCUACAAUCACCCAGGACCAUCAGGAGUCCAGCUGCUCAAACACAAACUGGAGGAUCCCAACUAUAAACUGCAGAUACUCAAAUUGGAUCAUGGAGGUCAUUUCAGAGUCACUCCAGGACUGAAAAAAUAUGCCUAUGAUCUCACACUGGAUCCAAACACAGCACACACUCAACUCAUCUUGUCUGAGGGGAACAAAAAAGUGACACCUGUCGAAGAGCAACAGUCAUAUUCUGAUCAUCCAGACAGAUUUGAGCACCACGAGCAGGUUCUGAGUCGAGAGAGUCUGACUGGACGCUGUUACUGGGAGACUGAAUGUAGUGGCUGGAGUCAUGUAGCAGUGACAUAUAAAGGAAUUGACAGAAGUAACUGCUGGUUUGGAUAUAAUGACAAAUCCUGGAGUCUGUUCUGUUCUACUAAUGUAUUCACUGCCUGGCACAAUAAUGUGAGCAAUAAUAUACCAGCCCCUUUACCCCUGUCUAAUAGAGUAGGCAUGUACGUGGACGUGUCGGCCGGCACGCUGUCCUUCUACAGCGUCUCUGACACACACACACUCACACACUUACACACAUUCAACACUACAUUCACUGAACCCCUCUACGCUGGAUUUAGGGUUUAUGGUUCUUCACUAACUCUUUGUUAGAUUUGACAACCUGCCAAGAGAAACAACUGACACAAAAGCAAACUCACUUUUACAAACUUGUUACAAACUUGUGAUUUUUUGUGUGUGUGCCUGUUUUGUGGUUUCCCUCCUUUUCUUAAAAGACCACUUCUGCGUUUUCAAAACCCAAAUUAAUCAGAAAUAAAGUUUUGUUGCUUUUAGUUUGCUAGCUUUUAGGUCAUCUGCAUGCUAGUGUAAACUCUAAAUUUUGACGAAAUGUAACCAAAAGUAAAUCUGGAGUGUUAUGAUGAGGUCUCGAUAUGUGAAGAGAAUAUGAAUUAAGAAUAUGAAUAUAAGAAUAUGAAAAGAACAUGAAACUUCUU